CUCGUCGACGACGAGAUGUUAUCACGCCGUCUCGCGCCGAUCUUGAUCCUCGCGACGAUCCUCACCGAAUUAACGACGAGCGGCUGUGGUGAGAGGAUGAGCGGACUUUACGUUGAUAAUGGUUUUGAUCAGACGAUCGUACACAGGGUCGUUAGCCAGAGAGAAAAACGCGAAGUUGAGCACGAGAUAUUAAAUCUGCUCGGAUUACCUGAUAGACCAAGGAACACAGCAGCAAGGCCACCUCAAAUCAAGAGAUCUGCACCAAAAUUUCUUCUCGACAUUUACAAGAAUGCACUUGGCGAAGAUGAGGACGACAGCCAAGGAUCGAUCGCCGAUCAACAGCAUAGAGCUGGAGGAGAGUUCGAUCUUACUGGUCAAGAUCUCAGGGCCAUCGACCAGAGCGACGUCAUCAUGACCUUUGCUGCGCACAAUCAUCACGUUCCUGGCGUGAGACACGAGCGCGGAAAAAGACUUUGGUUCGAUGUCUCGGAUGUUCCACCCGAAGAACACAUAAUCGGAGCUGAAUUAAGACUUUAUCAAAGCAUAGACGCGAAAAGUCGAAGAAAUUAUGAAUCUUACAUGAUUACGGCAUAUCAAGUUCUAAGAAGUGAAGAUGGAUCACGGGAAUUGCAAUAUGUUGACGCGAUAAACACCACAGUAGAAAAAGAAGGAUGGUUGACAUUAAACGUUAGCAAACCUCUUUCACAUUGGGUGAAUAACCCCAAUGAAAAUCGAGGAUUGUACCUUUCAGUUCAUCUUGCUGAUCAUUCUGUACACGAGAUGAAGCCAGAGGAUAUUGGUAUCGUUGGGUUUAGAGGUGAUCCAGAUAAGCUACCCUUCAUGGUUGGUUACUUUAAAAGUUCUGGCAUUAGAGAAUCGAAAGUAAGACAAAAACGUGAUGCCAAGAGAAAAAAGAAAAGCGAAACGUCAACCUUAGAUUAUCGAAAUAAUCCUUACACCGAUGUUGGCGUGCAAUACAACUCGAGAACUUGCAAGAUCCAAACACUCUACGUCAGCUUCAGGGAUCUUCAGUGGCAGGACUGGAUCAUAGCACCGGAUGGAUACGACGCAUAUUAUUGCAGCGGUGAAUGCAAUUUUCCCUUGAACGCUCAUAUGAACGCUACCAAUCAUGCAAUCGUACAGACAUUGGUGCAUCUCGUGAAUCCUGGUAAAGUGCCAAAGCCCUGUUGUGCGCCAACAAAACUUUCUGCCAUUUCAGUCUUAUAUUUUCUUGAUGAGAGUAACGUUAUUUUGAAAAAGUAUAAGAAUAUGGUCGUAAAAAGCUGCGGCUGUCAUUGAUCAUUUCAACUAAAUAAUUGAAAGAUAUAUUCUUUCAAUAGCUGGCGGAGCGCGCUCGCCAUUCGGUUUCAUAAUCGUUUAGUAUAGCGACAACGUAUUCGUGACUCGACUAUCCAUAGAGCAAAAGUUAGUGACAAAAAAUGAAACCCUAUUGAAAAAGUAAUAAGACUUUAUAUAAACUUCGGUUAUAGGUAUUUUGUCGAAUAAAACUAUUUCUUUUUCUUUUCUUCUUCCGAAAAUGUACAUUUAUUUACAUAUGUACGAGAAAAUAUCAAUGCAAUUAUUCCAUGUAAUUAGACUUAUUUAUGUUUUUUAGUAUAUCACGCAUUCGAACGAUCACGACACAUUGUAUGUAUUUAAGAAUAUUUUUAUCAAUUAUAUCUAUACCAUAAAGUUAUUUAGUAUAAGACAUUCUAUUUUCUAAUGACAAUUGUUUUACAAUCAGAAAACGAAAAAUGGAUAAUUUAUUAU
Molecule: messenger RNA, 1770 nt
Organism: Polistes canadensis
Lineage: Eukaryota; Metazoa; Arthropoda; Insecta; Hymenoptera; Vespidae
Gene: gbb
Product: protein 60A
Exons: 6
Coding region: 16-1299 (427 amino acids)
Biological process (GO): BMP signaling pathway; SMAD protein signal transduction
Cellular component (GO): extracellular region
Molecular function (GO): growth factor activity; cytokine activity
Source: RefSeq, a predicted model, not a curated record